AUGGCCAUCACAGCUCCCACAGAGAUAGGCGAAGUGCUUUCUGUGACCACACGGAAUGAAUCGGUGUCUCGCAAAAGAAAAGCCACUCCAUCACCAGAGCUUUCGUCUCCUAGAAAAUGCUUGAUAUUGUCUCCCUCUGGCGUUGUCGCGUCAGGGAGCACAAUCAUCCGCCUGGGUGAUGUCCCGCUCUUCGCACCAUCGAGGCGUCUUUUCCCAUCAGGCGAGGCUAUAAUCGCCAAUAGGUCGCCUGCUGAGACGAUGCACGCCCAGCCUAAUUCGCCAGAGUCUUCGACCCCAGCCUUCCAAUUCCCCCUUUCCCGCCACAUCGUUCUUCCAUUCAAUCUCCGUCAGAAUCGGGACUUUGGCGAGAAUUCUAAACUACUAUUCCAACUUUUUCCCGAAACCAAGGCGGUGUCUUUUGAUGGCUAUUUCUUGGUGUUUUGGCUCGGCACCCUACCGCCAAAGCCCUGGCCUACUACGAUUGCCGGUGUCCAGCCCUACUUCACGACUGAUCCAAAUGACGAAGGUCCAACUCCGCCAAUCAAACGCAAGAGCAAAUCGCGUCUUCGCGUAGCUGCUGAAAUUGACGCCACAAAGCUUCAGCCGGAUAAAAUUGACGGCGCAUUCCAGCUGGUCUUUGACUUCUUCUCGAAAUCUGAAAUUUCCAUUACGGAAGUUCAGUACUGGAAACAUUUCUUCGUCAUUGUUUUGGAGAACGAGGCCUCCUACCUCGCCGAAAUCCCCUCUGUGAUAGGACGCUGUAGUUGUUUCUACCUGUUCGAAAAGGAGAUGGGACGUCCAAAUCCGGAUGAAUAUCCGGCCCGCUGGAUCCGUGAUCCGACCGGCGAAACUGUCGACAACUGCGAGUAUGACAUACUUCGUCCCGGUGUAAUGUUGAGCUCUGGAAGACAUCCUACCACCCACCUUGAAUAUCACACCACGUCCGGUGUCCUUGUUGAAGAUUGCCUAGGUAAACAGUAUAUGACCGUCUCCUCCCACGGUUUUCCAAAUGGUGGUAGGGUUUUCCAUCCGUUCGAAGGGGCAAAAGACAUUGGACAGAUUAUCAUGGAACUUUCGCAUACAGAUAUCGCCCUUGUUAAAUUACACGACGGGGUCAACUUUGAAAAUGAAACUUUCGAGAGUCCGCUUAGCGUAGCAACACCUACUCGGUUGAAGGAGUUUGUCCUAGCCAACAACACUCAAAUCGGCUCCGAAAUCUACAUGAACAACCCAUACCUUGGUUACUCAGAAGGUACCUGUGGUCCGCAUGUGCGGAUGCACGUGCCGAAUGAUGACCCCAAUGAACCGGAAAAACUACAAUGGAUCAAGGCGCGGUGGCUUUACUUAGGUCAAGGGUUCAUUGACCACCUCGAAGAUGGCAUUUGUGGAUCUGCGAUCUGGAAUGACGAUGGAAAUGUCAUUGGAUUCUUCCGUUAUGCUCCGAGGUCGGGGCAUUUCCGGGACUGGUGUUGCGCAGUAGCAGCGGACAAUGUCAUCGAUCGCGGUUUCAAGAUUGCAGGAUAG
Histoplasma capsulatum G186AR is the source of this 1524-nucleotide messenger RNA. RefSeq lists its product as uncharacterized. The transcript has 2 exons. Bases 1 to 1524 code for a protein of 507 amino acids. Lineage: Eukaryota; Fungi; Ascomycota; Eurotiomycetes; Onygenales; Ajellomycetaceae. The record is from RefSeq and is a predicted model, not a curated record.